Molecule: messenger RNA, 2976 nt
Organism: Hyposmocoma kahamanoa
Lineage: Eukaryota; Metazoa; Arthropoda; Insecta; Lepidoptera; Cosmopterigidae
Product: proton channel OtopLc-like
Exons: 16
Coding region: 1-2976 (991 amino acids)
Biological process (GO): proton transmembrane transport
Cellular component (GO): membrane
Molecular function (GO): proton channel activity
Source: RefSeq, a predicted model, not a curated record
AUGGCGAAAAAUAAGGAGAAAUCAAAUCAGGACGCAGGGAGAGAAUGGAAACGCGAACGGUCCGAGCCGCUCCUCGCCGUGCCUGAGGAUGAAAGAGAGCACCCGCAUUCUCUUCCGAGACUAAGUCUGGUACCGCCCUGUAGCAACAGCUCCAGUGUAAGCCAUAUAACCCCGCCGCUGAGGCCUCGACGGCAGUCGCUAUCACAUGGCGACGAAUCAAUGACAGUGGUGCUGUCAGCGUUUUACGCGAAAUUAUUAAUAGUUUUAGGGGUAGCAUUGCCAAUAACGAGUACUAUACAAAAUGGGCUUUCGGCUAUCAUCACAUCUGACAUUUUCACCAUGUACUUGUACGUCGUGAGUGUGCUUUUCCUGGCUUACACGUUCUACCACCUUCGAUUAGCGAAAAAAGACAAUGAAGAAAACGUGAAACGCAUUCGCUACGGCAGCUUCUACCUUCACAUGGGAGUGGCGGGCUUCAGCGUAGGAUCCAUCAUCUACUCUUGCUUACAGUUUGCCGAAUAUUUUGAUUUGUCUGGCGACUGUCAAUUGGCUAUCGUAGCUGUGAAGCCUGCUCUACGUAUUGUGUUCAUGGUUGUUCAGACUGUUUUUAUAUUCUCAUAUACUGAUAUUUUAGAUCCAAUGAGAGGGGUAGUACUCGACAGAUUCGGCCUAAUGCAUCUAAUAGCCACCAACGUAUGCGAGUGGUUAUACGUAGUCAUUGCAGAAACAAGAGACGACAUCAGUGCCGUUGCUUACGGUCGUCCAACACUAAUUAAAUACGCAAACAUCAGUGGACAACAUUCUAAACUAAUCAUCGAUGAGUUGGACAACUCUACCAUAUUUGAAGAAUACGAUUACAUAGACAACUUUACAGAUUUCACAAAUAUCACAGUAAAGAAUGAGAGCUGGCAAUGUAACCUCAGUGAUAUGAUCAGACCACUAAUUAGAGCAGUCAAUCCUUAUUUGAGACCUUGUGGAGUGGAAUACAGUCUACUAUGUUCUGUAAUCAUCGCUGUGAUAUGGAAUGAUAUUUGCACAGUACCGGGAACGAAACCAAUAAAUUCGAUACUAAACAAAGAGAGGCCCUGUUGUGGUCAGCCUAAGUCUAACAACCAUUUUUCCGUGGACUGCGGGAACGCUCACAAGGGACUAUUUAUGGGGGUCGCUGUGCUGGCCGGUACCAUAGUCAGCCUGAUGCUGUUCAACGGGCUAUUUCAUAAUAAGAAACAUGUAGAGAUUGCUAUGUUAGAGAUCAAUGUGUGGGAAACGAUACUAUUUAUCUUAAUGACUCUGGGAUCCGGAGUAUGCAUCCAGCAAAUGCGUGCACUAGCCGUGCGUCGGACAGUGUCCAGUCUGCCUUUGGAACAUGCAUUGCUAUUGGUCACACAAUGCGGAGUCUACCUUUAUUAUCUUUUUCAAAUCAUCGGUGCGGGAUUUGCUAUACAGUCGUUUCCGGAAGCAAGAAGAACUACGAGUUUAUUUCUUUGCAGGAUAAUAUCUCCGCUAUGCGCUUUGAUCCAGAGUUCGUGCCAGACAUUGCUAGUCCUGGACGCGUGGUCGCGGCGGUGCACCGGCAACAGUCGCCGCCGGCCUGGAAGACAGCUCGUAACCUUCCUCUUGGUCGGUAACUUCGCAUUGUGGCUGCUUAACAGGGUGAAAAACGCCCGAGCUGAGUUUCAUCCUAUGCAGAUGCAAUUCUACGGAGUGUGGGCUUGGGUUCUAAUCACUCACGUCUCUGUGCCGCUACUCGUCUGCUACCGGUUUCAAGCCACAGUCUGUUUUUACGAAAUAUGGAAAAAUUGCUAUAAGAAAAAUAAAGAUAAAGACAACACAGAUAAAUAUUACAAAUUACAGUGUGAGAUCGAGAUACUUUCGGACUCUGCAGACGACCAGCUCGCGGAACGCGAAGAAUUCGAAUGUCAGUAUGCGCCAGUGGCGGCGGCACGCAGUCUGCUCGGUGCGCAGCCGGCACAGCACCGCGAGCGCCUGGAUAGUUCCGUAUCGAGUUUCGAGGAUGCACAGAUAACGCUCGUGAAGGUGGUAGACGGCAAGGGCACCGUGCACUCUGCUCGAAUGCUGCUCGACAACGGCAGCACGAAUAAUUUAAUUACGCAAUCGCUCUGCGGUAAGCUGUGUUUGUCACGGCGUAGUGCGUGCUCCACGGUAAAAAUCAACCUAAGUUCUGGGUACGUCGCCCGUCUUAAGUCACCGUCUUCGUCCCCCAUUUGCCAUUUUGCAAAUGAGGAACCUUAUUCAGACUUAUCACGUUUCUGGGAACUAGACACUAUCGCAGCUAAGCACUCCUUAUAUCCAGAAGAGCGUGCCUGUGAGCAGAGCAACUUAUUAAACACCACGCGUAAUGACGACGGCGCCUUUAUAGUCACUAUGCCGCUGAAGAAGAAUCCUUCAGUCUUAGGCGAUUCAUUUCAAAUGGCAAGGAACCGUUUUUUAUCAUUGGAGCUCAUCAGUCAAAUUUUCGACCCACUGGGCCUCGUGGGACCAUGUGUUGUCGAAGCCAAAAUGAUAAUGCAGAGGUUGUGGAUCGAACAAUGUUCAUGGGAUGAAGAGACGCAUCAGAGCGAGCGUAUGGGGCUUGCCUCUCCUUACAUUCACUCCGUAGAUACCUUAGGUUCAGUCAAGGUGCACUUCUUGACCUCGAAAAGCCAACAACAAUACCUCGUCUCGAACUACUCGGGGCUCUUCUGGCUGCAAGGCUGGUGGUUAUCUACAUCACCUACUAAUCUUACAAGUUUUGUUCGCAACCGUCUGCAUGAAAUACAGGAGAGCACGGAAAGUUAUACGUGGAGUUACGUACCGUCGAAGGACAAUCCGGCGGAUCUUGUUUCUCGAGGGCUGAAGGCUGACAUCAUCAGCGAUUCAUCGUUAUGGUGGUCGGGUCCAACUUAUUUAUCAAAAAAUGAAGCUUUUUGGCCAAAAAUGCCCAACUUUAGCGUGAAACAGGAUCUACCCGAGUAG